Molecule: messenger RNA, 1243 nt
Organism: Bombyx mandarina (wild silkworm)
Lineage: Eukaryota; Metazoa; Arthropoda; Insecta; Lepidoptera; Bombycidae
Product: sulfotransferase 1C3
Molecular function (GO): sulfotransferase activity
Source: RefSeq, a predicted model, not a curated record
CUCAGGAAACACAAUCUAUCUAGUGAUAUAAUUAAGUAUCAUCUACUAAGCCGUGUUGAGUGGCUGGUUUCUAGUGGGAUUAAUUACCAGGUUGCUGAAAUAUCUCUAAGUAGAAGCUAUGGCUUCUAAUAGAAAUUGUCCUGAAAUACGAGAGAACGGCGAGGAAGAAUCGACGGAGCUUCGGAGGCUUUUCAAAGGAUUAGAAAACUGCCCUGGAUUCGUUCGGGUCGGACCAGCCGGAUAUUUAUUUUCGGUAGCAUUUGAACCAGAAAUCAAGAGUAUAUACAACAUGGAAGUAAGAGCUACUGAUAUAAUAUAUGUCGCCACAUUUCCGAGAUCAGGGACAACGUGGACUCAAGAAAUGGUCUGGUUACUAUUGAAUGACUUAGACUACGCCAAGGCGGCCUCACUUAAUCUUGUCGACAGAUACAUAAAUGUUGGAAUCUCGAUCUGGGGUCUAGCAUCCAGAGCAAAAGGUGCCAAAAUAUUAAAAUUUAAAGAAGAAGACAAGCGUAAAUACAAACAAAUAAUAACGCCCGGUUGUGAGCUGCUAGCGGCAGCAAGUGACCCUCGCUUCAUUAAAACCCAUCUUCCAAUGUGUAUGCUGCCUCCUAAUCUCAUAGAAACAGCCAAAAUAGUAUACGUAGCAAGAGAUCCACGAGACGUUGUAGUCUCACUGUAUCAUUUUUACCGUCUUAUGCCUGUGCCGCAGUUUACAGGGGACUUCAAAACUUUUUGGAACAUGUUCGUCCGCGAUAACGUCAUCAGAACACCUUAUUUCGCACACAUAAAAGAGGCAUGGGAAUUGAGAAAUCAUCCAAACAUGCUAUUCCUGUUCUACGAGGAACUUAAAAAUGAUCUUUCCAAUACAAUAAAACGCACUGCAAAAUUUUUCAACAAAGAAUACACAGAUGAACAAAUCUCAGUGCUGUGCAAUCAUCUUAAUAUAAAUAAUUUCAGACAUAACGACUCAGUAAGCUUGAACUUCUUAGCAGAUGUGUUUAUACCAGGAGAAGAACCAUUUAUAAGAAAAGGAAAAGUUGGCGGCUGGCGAGAUUACUUCGAUGACGAGAUGACCGUGGAAUGCGAACAAUGGAUGGCCAAAAAACUGAAGGAAACUGGUAUUCGGUUUCCGGUUUUCAGUAAUGAUGUAACCAAGAAAUGAAUCACUAAAAUUUUCUUAUCGAUUCUGUUACUUUUUAUUUAUAAAUAAACAAGUAAAGAAAUCUUAUUCACUCCUGAA